GUCCAAUAGAUCAGCAGAGACGAUGCUGGCCUCUCCUGUGGCCCCCACUUUGACGGUGCCAUUUCGCACCAAGCCCUGGAAUGGAAGUCAACCCUGUCAACGGUGUCCACCACGUGACCCCCGUGACCCUCGUGCUUUCGCCACAAAGACACCGUUGGUCGCGCCGGUGCCGCUGGUGUCGCUGGUGCCGCUGGUGCUUGGCGCUGGAAGCCUUCGGAUCCUUCGGCAGUCGUACUCAGCUCGUCGUCGAACCGUCAAGGCUACGUCGCAUGGUGUGGAUCCCAUCGCUGAUCCUGCACACCAUCGUGUUUGGGAAGGUUGGGAGUGGCAAGAUUGGGGCAUCAGAUACGUGCGACGACGGCAUUUGGAACCAGUCCCUGUGGGUUUUGCUCAAGACCCGGUGGCCAUGAAACGUAUCGAUUUGACACGCAAAUUGGAGCAAAUGAUUCAUGAAACGUAUCAAAGUGAUGCUCAAAGUGAUGCUCGAAGUGAUGCUCAAAGUGAUGCUCCAAGUGAUGCUCAAAGUGAUGCUCAAAGUGAUGCAAAGACAUCAGAAGAGUUUGCUGCGAAGAAGGUGAUGGAACGCCUGGAAAGGUUGGAAAGGUUGGCAUGUGUUCUGGCGCAGCUGGCAGGUGAGAGGUGGGCUUCGAACGUGGAAGAAGUGUUGCAAAGAAAAGUCAACUCGGUGGCCAUUGUCUUAGAAAGGCCUUGCAACCUUCGAAAUGCUUGGACGGUUCUCAGGACUGUGGAUGCCUUUGGCCUUGUGCAGGUGGAGCUAGUUGAUGGAGAUGAUGCACGUUUCAGUGAGAUCGCGGGCGCAUUGCAAUUGCAGCCGUGGCUACUGCUUCGUCGCUGGAAAGAUGUGCCAAGUUGCUUCGAGGCAUUGCGCCGUGAAGGGCGGCAGAUCUGGGCCUUGGACCUGUCCAAGAAACCCUUGGACGAAGUGCUGAGCGCCUGGAGGACUCGAAAUGCUGAGCCUCCAAAACUGGCGUUCGUCUUGGGCAGCGAGCAUAUUGGCGUGUCUCCAGCUGCUCGUAGUUUGGCAGACGGUUCUUGCCUUCUGCCAAUGAAAGGGCUGUGCAUUUCGUUCAACGUCAGCGUGGCCUGUGCCAUUCUGCUGGCCACCUUGGACGCGGAAGGCUUCCUGCAGCUCUCGUUGGACUCCAGGGAGGCACAGCUGCUGCGUCUCCGUUGGCUUCUGCAGGCGUGUCCUCCAGAGGCAGCGGAAGAAGCCUUGAAGGUGGAGCUUCAGGGUGAAAAAGAACAUUUGUGGGACAUGCGUUCAUGGUCCUUCAUGCAGAAAUUCUUUGCUUAA
Molecule: messenger RNA, 1315 nt
Organism: Cladocopium goreaui
Lineage: Eukaryota; Dinophyceae; Suessiales; Symbiodiniaceae
Source: the annotation of a GenBank genome assembly